ACACCCUCUGUUUUCCUCCUUUUCCUCUCUCUCUGCACCACCCUUCUCUCUUCUACUUUGCCUCUAGUCAGUUUUAAUCUUCUUUUUGGUUCUUGAGACGAAGAACACAUCAAAUAGGAGAGGUGGCCAUUGAUGGAGGGAAAUCAACCUCGUCUUGCACAGAAGUCCAGCAGCUUCACCGCCAGUCGCGAUGAGAAGCAUCACGAGAUCGACCGCAACCUCUCCCUGGGAUCCUUAAAGCUGGAGCAGUAUGGGAAGAGAGUGACGCAUGGUGUGGACACGAUAGAAGAGGAGGAAACCGAGGAGAAGCCCAUAGCAGGCAAUGCUGAGGAGCCGCAAGCCAGCUUCUUCUUCAUCUCCGAGAACAUCGAUGUAUUCCUCACCGUUCUUCUCUCUGUUGAAGAAGACGGCCGAGAUGAGAGCCGCGAGCCGCCGGACAUCCCUGAACCCACCGUCGAACGGUUCGUCACUUUGUUGGAGAAGGAGAUCGGUAGGUACGAAAGCGGCGAGGCUAAAUGGUGCUCCGACAAUGACGAAUUCCCUCUUCUUGAUGCGAUCGGCAGGGUGUCGAAGCUGACGGUGGCGGUGACGAGGUUCUCGUCGGACACCAGGUAUAACCAGGCGAUGAACCGAGCCGGCGGCGUUCUCCACCACGCCAUGUGCUUCCUCGAAGACGAGUUCCACUCAUUGCUUCAAGAUCCCAGAGCAAAGCAUGAUGCCGGCAGCAUCAGCUUGAAGGCCAAGCGGCAGCCGUCGUUUAGCCUCAAUCACGAUCCCGACCGCAGUGUACGGCCCUCGUCGGAGUCCAUUUCCGGCGAGUCUCGGCCGCCGUAUCCACCGGAGACCGUGGAGAGGCUGCACGGGAUCGCGGACGCCAUGAUCUCCGCCGGGUAUGACAUCGAGUGCUGUCAGUUGUUCGCCAUCGCUCGGCACAAUGCCUUCGAGGCGGGUUUGCCGAGCCUCGGCUUCGACAAGGUCAGCAUCGAAGACGUGCUCAAGAGGGCUUGGGAUUCGCUGCAAAGCGAGAUCGCGACGUGGAUCAAGGCCUUCCGCCACACCAUCACGGCUUCCUUCGCCGCAGAGCGCGACCUCUGCGAGGCCGUGUUCGCCGGUCACCCCGCCGUCUCCGAUCGCCUGUUUCGCCGCUUCGCCCGUGGCGCCACCGUCCAGCUCAUCACCUUCGCGGAGGCCGUCUCCAUGACCAAACGCUCGGCCGAGAAGCUCUUUAAAGUGCUCGACAUCUACGAGGCCUUGCGCGACGUGACGCCGGCCGUGGACGCCCUGCUACCGGAGGGGGCCGAGCAGGACGAGUCCUCCAUUAUCGCGGACCCCAAGGCGGAGAUCGCCUCGGUGCGGUGUCGUCUUGGGGAGGCCGCCGUCGGCAUCUUCUGCGACCUUGAGAGCUCGAUAAAGGCCGACAGCAGCAAGACCCCUGUGCCGGGCGGCGCAGUCCACCCUCUCACUCGCUACGUCAUGAACUACCUUAAGUACGCCUGCGAGUACAAGAACACGUUGGAGCAGGUCUUCAAAGAGCACAAACAUUCCGAGAAGACAUCAUCCUGUGCGGCGGACGGCGAGGCUGCUCGGGGAGGCGGCAAUGGCCGGAACGGUAGCAACGGCGAGGGCCAUAAUCCAUUCGCAGCUCAAUUAAUGGAGGCGAUGAACUUGCUGCACUCGAACCUGGAGUCGAAAUCAAGGCUCUACAAGGAUCAAGCGCUGUGCAACAUCUUCCUGAUGAACAACGGGAGGUACAUCGCGAAGAAGGUCAAGGGGUCGCCAGAGAUCCAUCAGCUGCUGGGGGAGACGUGGUACCGGAAGCGGUCGUCGGAGUUGCGGCAGUACCACAAGAACUACCAGCGGGAGACGUGGUCGAGGGUGCUGGCCUGCCUGCGAGACGAUGGACUGCAGGCCAAGGGUAGCGUCGCGAAGCCGGUGCUCAAGGAGCGGUUCAAGAGCUUCAACGCCAUGAUCGAGGAGACCCACAAGGCACAGAGCUCGUGGGUGGUGAGCGACGAGCAGCUGCAGUCGGAGCUGAGGGUGUCGGUGUCGGCAGUGGUGGUGCCCGCCUACCGCUCCUUCCUGGGCAGGUUCUCGCAGUACCUCGACCCGGGGCGGCAGACCGAGAAGUACAUCAAGUUCGGCCCGGAUGACCUCGAGACCUUGAUCGACGAGCUCUUCGACGGCAACCCUUCUUCCACCGCAAGCAAGAGGAGGCCAUGA
Messenger RNA from Musa acuminata AAA Group (dessert banana), 2220 nucleotides. Its product is annotated as exocyst complex component EXO70C1-like. Gene Ontology annotation, molecular function: phosphatidylinositol-4,5-bisphosphate binding. The transcript has a single exon. NCBI's taxonomy places the organism in Eukaryota, Viridiplantae, Streptophyta, Magnoliopsida, Zingiberales, Musaceae. Gene Ontology annotation, cellular component: exocyst. The record is from RefSeq and is a predicted model, not a curated record. Gene Ontology annotation, biological process: exocytosis. The coding region runs from base 133 to 2220 and encodes 695 amino acids.